AAGAAGUGGUCCAAGAAUCAAACCCUGAGGAACCCCGCGUAUGACUUUGGUCUUUAUUUACACAAAUAAAAACUGUAAACCUCAAGAAACCGUCUGCAGCAAAGAAGAGCCCCGAGCGUCUCCUAGUCAUGUUUCACAGAAUGAAAGUGAACCCGCCCAGCAGUGCUCCGCCUCCAGUAACGGGAAUCUCGUUCCAACGGCAAACAGCUCGGUAAAGCGCCCAGCCUCCUCCCAGAAUGCUUCCCUUUUGUCACCAGAAAAGGAAGGCGUGCCCACCAAUCAGUGGUCACUCUCUACCUUCCACACCUACGCCGGCUCCAACGAAAACUUCAAGCUAAAGUGGCAGCACGCCGAGAGGAGGGCCGAGACUUUGAGUCGGAAAAUGCGGACGAUAACGAGAACCGUGAUGCUCCUGAAGAAGAGCAUCUCAUCUCUGAAGGAGGAGCUGAAGGAGAGCAAACUUCUGAAAGAUCGACUCCAACUAAAGCUUGACAACGUGGAAGCUUUUCCCUACGACUUGUUCCAGCUGGCCGGGUCUUCUGGCUACACCGAGGAACAGAAGAACUUUGCGCUCACUCUCCACAUGCACAGCCCCAAAGCUUAUAAAUUCUUGAGGACAAAGAUUAGUUUACCUUCAACCAGAACGUUGAGAAGGUGGAUCUCGGAGGCAGAGGGCACCUCCGACAUUAACGUGUCGAUGAUGAUGGAGCUGGGGGAGGAAGAAGAAUGUGACACGUCCAGCUAGUCUUACAUGAAGAUUAUUGAAGAUCAAGUUUUUUGUGACGAUUACUGAUGAUGACAAUUUGACGAAUGAAGACUGCCAGAGCUCUCCGUUACUAUGGACCGACUGUCGCCCUUUUUAAGCGUUUACAUCAAGGAUGUGGUCAAGCCAACUUUUCAGUGGAGUUUCUUUGAAACAUUUUAAACAUGAACCUAUGAAACAAAGUUGUGAUUAACUCAGAUAAAAUAUGCUUGGACUACAAUAAAAUAUUUUGCAAAAAUCA
Molecule: messenger RNA, 1004 nt
Organism: Oryzias melastigma (Indian medaka)
Lineage: Eukaryota; Metazoa; Chordata; Actinopteri; Beloniformes; Adrianichthyidae
Exons: 6
Coding region: 41-745 (234 amino acids)
Source: RefSeq, a predicted model, not a curated record